UAUUUGUACAACCCUCCUCCCCUCCCCCUUCUCUCUAUCCCAACUCCAACUCCAACCCAGCAUCUAGUGUUCAGAACAUGUGCAAUUCCAAAAUAAAAAUAGGCCAUGCAGUUGGCCUCGCCGCGGUGACUCAAAUUGAUGGAAGGCCGGUGUUGCAGCCGGCUUGCAACCGUGUGGUGACCUUGGAGGCCGGCCGGCCGCCGAACAAGACUCUACAAAAAUCCAUUUCUUUACCUACUUUCUUCACCAACACCGUCACUAGUUCUGAUCUUGAUUCUAAUGUGACUAAACUUGUUGCUUCUUCACCCAAGCUUCAGUUCUCGCCUCCAUUGUCUCCCAAGGCGAAGCCUGCCAAGGCUGUGCUCAAGCAGAGCAACGACCCCAAUGGUCUGAACUCAAGCAAAGAAAAGCCGGCGACACCGAAGUGCUCCACGAAGUCGACUCCAGUGGUGAGGAAGAAAUCGAAGAAAUCAAGCAGCAGUGGCCAAGGUGGCCUUUCAAUAGAAUCAUCCUCAUUCUCAAGCUGUGAUAGAGCUCCCGGCAGCAUUGCAGCAGCUCAGAGGGAGAAGGCCAGCCUCAUGAAAGCCCAGAGGAAGAUGAGGACCGCCCAUUAUGGGCGGACCACAUCAAAGCUUGAAUGGAAGGUAAUUCCAGUGGAUUCUUCCAGCAAUGCUACACAGGAAGAGAAAAGAUGCAGCUUCAUAACAUCCUAUUCAGAUCCACUCCAUGUUGCAUACCAUGAUGAGGAGUGGGGAGUGCCAGUCCAUGAUGACAAGAUGCUAUUUGAAUUACUAGUGCUAUCCGGUGCUCAGGUCGGACUGGAUUGGGCUACCAUAUUGAGGAAAAGGAAUGACUUCAGGAAAGCUUUCGCCGAAUUUGAUGCAGAAGUGGUCGCCAAGUUCACAGAGAGAGAAAUGACCUCCAUCAGCACGAAAUAUGGGCUGGAUUUGGGGAGAGUUCGGGGAACGGUAGACAAUGCUAACCGAAUACUUGAGGUCCGGAAGGUGUUUGGGACCUUCGACAAGUUUGUAUGGGGGUUCGUUAACUACAAGCCCAUAUCUACCAAUUACAAGUCAUACAGGAAGAUCCCAGUCAAGACCUCCAAAUCAGAGUCCAUUAGCAAAGACAUGGUCCGCAGGGGCUUCCGGUUCGUCGGCCCAACCAUCGUCCACUCCUUCAUGCAGGCCGCCGGCCUCACCAACGAUCACCUCAUCAUGUGCCCCGCCACGACUACUGCUCCUCCAACUCCACCACCAAAAUCAUCUUAAACUUCUAAUCCUGACCGCCGGUAUAUAUAGCUUAUUUGUGUAUAGGCCUUUCUUAUGUAGCGUUGUGAGCAUUUUAUUAUUAUUAUUAUUAUUUUUUUUUGUGAUAUAAGUGUGGAUAAGAGAUCAGGAUGGAGAGAGACAAAGAAGGGGGAGUUGCAUGUGGCGAGGGGACAGAGAACAUGUGGGUUGGCAGACAACUGCUUGCGUGUGUCAGAGGGGCUUUUCUCUUUGGCCAUGUGACCGCAGUACACCUCAUUAUUCCCCAUUGCCACGAGGAGAAUGCUGUGUCAGGGACCAACUACUCCCCUUCGCCACUAGCCAUCCUUGGCUUGUCGUGUGUUAGUUCUCAUAGCUCUCUUUCUGCCUCUCGUGUUAAGUUGGUGCUUGCUUACUCGGUGGAAGAGUGGUGACAUUUCCACUGGUCUAACUACUGUUUUCCUAGAAGGAAAUGGAGCCACCUUCCAAGUGAGAUGGAUGGAGGUUGAGUGUGGGUUGUAUAUAUUGUGAUGUGGAUGUUUAGUUUGCUUAACAGAUGGUGUAUACUCUUUUCCUUUUUCCUUUUGAUAUCUGUACAAGAAUCUUUCUCCA
Elaeis guineensis (African oil palm) is the source of this 1856-nucleotide messenger RNA. Lineage: Eukaryota; Viridiplantae; Streptophyta; Magnoliopsida; Arecales; Arecaceae. The record is from RefSeq and is a predicted model, not a curated record.